AUGGAUAAGCACUUGGUCCAGGGAACAGUGCCAAGGAUGAAAGGAUCUCUGUUCACCUCCAUGUUCCUCUCUCUCUUUCUGCUGACCUUGAUGAGCCUAAGCUUUGGCUGGGCAUGGACUGCUCCUGAUUGCAUCAUAGCAGACAGCUCCCUGUUGCCUAACAUCUUCUAUUACAUCCCAGUCUGUUCCUUGGCCCCAGGACUUCAUCUUUUUGCAUCAUGCUCCAAUGUGAAUGACCUGGCUGGGACCCUCACUGCAGUGCCUCAGAGUAUAGAGGGGUUAUGCCUCCAGGGCACCAUUUCCAUCCUUCCAGCUGAUGCCUUUCAACACUUCCCCAAACUUCAGCUUCUGAGGCUGCAGCUGGGCACCAUCAGGAUUUCACCUGGGGCAUUUCAAGGAUUGAACCAGCUGCAGCACCUUUCCUUUGAGCAUCCGGCUCCUUGUUGCGUGAGUCUAUUCCUCCCUCCAGAUGCCCUGGAGCCCCUUAGAUUCCUCAGUAGCCUUUCCUUCCAAGGCUACUGCCUGAAUAAUAGCCAGAGCAUCUGGUUGCCUAUCAGCCUUAGUCAUCUGACCCUAAGGCACAGCUGUCUCACAGAACUGCAGGAACUGCAAGGGCUUUUCCCAAGCCUUGUGUCUGGUUCCUCUCCUACAGCCAGCUCUAGCCCAUGGCCACCCUUCCUGGAGGUGCUGGAUCUGUCUGCCAACCUGCAGCUGAGUCGGGUGGGUGUCAAAGCCUUGCAUGGCCUCCAGAUCCAUUCCUUGAGACUAGAUGGCACCCCACUGAGUGAAUUAGAGCUCCUGGACUCAGGACUGCUCCAUCUUGAUUCCCUCUCCCUUGUAGCUACAGAUGCAAAAAUACUGCCUGGGAAUGUGACAGCCUAUUUUGAGCUUCGUGCACUCGACCUUGGGAGAAACCGAAUCCAAAACAUAGGGGAUGGGGAACUCCCAAACUGCCACUCCCUGGAACUCCUCAGCCUUCAUGCCAAUGGCCUGCAGUCACUUCCCACCAGAUUCCUGAGUGCCCUGUCUCAACUUCAGAGGCUCAACCUAUCAAUGAAUAAGUUGGGCCCAAAUUUGUUGCUCCCAGAGGGGCUGGUCAGCUCAAACCUGAGAGUGCUAGAUCUGUCCCACAAUGGGCUCAGUUCUCUGCCCUCUGGAGCCUUUUCCUCUCUUCCUCAACUCCAGGAGCUCUGGCUGAGUGGUAACAACAUCUCCAACAUAUCCAGUGAGAGCCUGGGAGGACUCAGGUGGCUAAAGACCCUAGACCUGAGUUGGAACCAAAUUAAGGCGCUGAUGCCAGGCUGGCUCUCCUAUCUUCCUGCUCUCACCUCACUGAACCUCCUGGGCACAAAUAUGGAGCAUCUCUCAGGCUCACAGCUCCAAGGUCCACAGAAACUGAGCCAUCUACAGCUUGGUUCUCCUGAGGUGCUGGAGAUUUACCCUCCAUGGCCUCUGACACUGCUCAGCUUGGAGGCACAGGCAAACACAUACAUCCAGUUUCGUAUUCCCAGUGGAGAACCCUUCUUGUUCUUAGAGAACCUUACCUUACAAACUACCUAUGUGCUCCUGCAUCCAGACAACACCACAGUCCAUUUCCCUUCCCUUCGUCACCUCACCCUGCAAGGCUGCAACUCCAACAUUUUCUCUAGCCGUCAACCCCAGAGAUUCUUUUCACAACUUCCUCUCCUAGAGCAUUUGCACUUCUGGUCUAAUCAUGAUUCUUCAGAAGUCCUGCAACUAUUUGGGAUGCCCAGGCUGAGAGUGCUAGAGCUGGGGGACCUGGACUGCUUCUAUCAUCAGUCAAGCCCAGUGAAGCUAGAGGUGCUAUUGAAGGAGCUGCCUCAGUUAGAGGUACUGGCGUUAAGUAACAUGAACCUUGGGAACCUCUCCAUCUCCAGCUUCAGGGGCUUGAGCCUCCUCCGGCUGCUAAUGCUGAACUCUGAAUGGGCCCUGGGGCUGGACAGCAGCCUCCAAGAGCUAAUCCCCCAGAUGCCUGAAUAUGUUUAUUUUUCAGAUAUCACCUUCACCUGCCAAUGUGAAAGCUCUUGGGUAGGACCUUGGGCAACACAUGCCCCAAAGUCCUUUGUGUAUGGACUGGAGAAAUCAAUCUGUAUGGCCAAUGCUUCUGACCACUCAAAAACUCUACUGCUCUCCUUCCUUUCUGGCCACUGCCCUCAUGAUCCUGAACUUCAGUGCUUUCUAACCAGCUUCACUCUUGUGCUUCUGCUGAUCAUAGUUGCACUGCUGGGCUGUCCUAAGUGGCCCUGGCUCCGCUACCUCUGGGCCCUGUUUCAUGCCUGGUGGUGGAAGUUGGGUGGCCGGCACCCCAGAAGCCAGUACCACUAUGAUGUCUUCAUAUCCUAUUGUGGGCAGGACCGAGCCUGGGUGCUGGAAGAACUGGUUCCUGCCCUGGAGAAGCCUCUUCCAACUGGAGAAGGCUUGAGGCUAUGCCUGCCUGAGAGGGACUUUGGAUUUGGGCAGGACAGGAUGGACACUAUUGCCACCAGCAUGGAGAGCAGCAGAUCUAUCAUCUGUGUGCUCAGCCACCAGGCCCUAGACAGUCCCUGGUGCAAUCUGGAGUUAAGACUCGCCACCUACCACUUGGUGGCCAGGCCUGUGACUGCUCGCCUCCUGCUGCUCUUCCUGGAACCUAUUGAUAGGCGACAGCUGCACAGCUACCACCGCCUUGCCCGGUGGCUCCAGAAGGAGGACUAUUUGGAUUUGCCCCAAGGGAGGGCUGAGUGGGAGGCCUUCUGGGAGCAACUUCGGAGAAGACUAAGAAAAGCUGGGCAAGAGAAAGAAGAUUAGGGGCCAUAAAAAAGAUAUUAAGCCAUGCAGGAAUAACUCCCAGUUGGUCCCUGGAUUGCCUUCCCAUAGAUGGAGGGCAAUCUCGCAAAAGGGAUCUAUAAGCAACGCAUAGUUCAAAUCCAGUUCUCCGCUAAAAAUAACUCAGAUGAAGAAAUCAAAUCCCAGUGGGAUAAGAUAUUUGAAAACACUUGAAGACAAAGCAUUCAUUCAUAAAACAAUUCUGACACCAGCUAAUCCUCUCACACACAAGGCAUCCUCUCAGAAAACAUAAAAUCACAGCUGCAUUUUCAUUUUGCCUCUGUUGAAAGAAAUGCAUUUGCUUGAGUUUAGUAAAUAAUCUACUUUAUUUCAGGGGAAAGGGGAAAGAAUCAAUGAACUAUUUGUCAGUGCCCUAAAGCUAAACUGAAACCAAGUUUGCAAUUCAUCAUAUAUCCGACAAAUUUGAAGAACUUCCCUAAGUCAUGAGGUUCUCACAGUAACACUAUUACAUAAGUGGAAAUGAUACUUUUGAUCUAUAAUAGCCAGUUCCUGAGUCAAAAUCCAGUACUCUGUGCUCUCUACUGUCUUCCAGUUACCUCUAACCAAUGACAACUUACCAUGCUACAAAAUUGAAACAGGCAAACAUACAAAUGUCAAACACGCACAUGCACAUGUGAUUCAUUUCUAAGAAUUUUCUCUAAAGGAAAAAAACCACAGACUCUCAGAAAAUUUAUAUAAAAUUAUGUUUUAAGUGCCCCCCAAAAAUAAUGGUUAAACUAGAAUACAUUCAUAAAAAUAAAAUAUCAUGCAGCCAUUAAGAAUCAUGUUUCAAGGGAUAUUUGGUGUCAUGGGAAAAGACUCAUGAUUUAAUAUUAAACAAAAAUAUUUACAAACUAUAUGUAUUAUGAUUCCAAUUUUGAAAAUUUUCAUAUCUAUCUAAUAUAUGAAAUAUGUAAAGAGAAAGAAGAUUAGAAAUGUAAACA
Choloepus didactylus (southern two-toed sloth) is the source of this 3770-nucleotide messenger RNA. RefSeq names its product toll-like receptor 11. Gene Ontology annotation, cellular component: membrane. Gene Ontology annotation, molecular function: transmembrane signaling receptor activity; protein binding. Bases 1 to 2808 code for a protein of 935 amino acids. The record is from RefSeq and is a predicted model, not a curated record. Lineage: Eukaryota; Metazoa; Chordata; Mammalia; Pilosa; Megalonychidae. Gene Ontology annotation, biological process: toll-like receptor signaling pathway; inflammatory response; immune response. The transcript is spliced from 2 exons.